Messenger RNA from Propithecus coquereli (Coquerel's sifaka), 1543 nucleotides. RefSeq names its product proteasome (prosome, macropain) 26S subunit, non-ATPase, 13 (gene PSMD13). Gene Ontology annotation, molecular function: structural molecule activity. Bases 94 to 1224 code for a protein of 376 amino acids. The record is from RefSeq and is a predicted model, not a curated record. The transcript has 13 exons. Gene Ontology annotation, cellular component: nucleus; cytosol; proteasome regulatory particle, lid subcomplex. NCBI's taxonomy places the organism in Eukaryota, Metazoa, Chordata, Mammalia, Primates, Indriidae. Gene Ontology annotation, biological process: ubiquitin-dependent protein catabolic process.
GCGCGGCGCCGGAAGUGAGUGAGCAUUUCCGGUCGCCAUCCCCGCAGCGUUGACGUUUUGGUAGUGCCUGUGUCCCGGGGUCUUCCUGCCGAUAUGAAGGACGUACCGGGCUUCUUACAGCAGAGCCAGAGCUCCGGGCCCGGGCAGCCGGCUGUGUGGCAUCGUCUGGAGGAGCUCUACACGAAAAAGUUGUGGCAUCAGCUGACGCUUCAGGUGCUUGAUUUUGUGCAGGAUCCGUGCUUUGCUCAAGGAGAUGGUCUCAUUAAGCUUUAUGAAAACUUCAUCAGUGAAUUUGAACACAGGGUGAAUCCUUUGUCUCUGGUAGAAAUCAUUCUUCAUGUCGUUAGACAGAUGACUGAUCCUAAUGUGGCUCUUACUUUUCUGGAAAAGACUCGUGAGAAGGUGAAAAGUAGUGAUGAGGCAGUGAUUCUUUGUAAAACAGCAAUCGGAGCUCUAAAAUUAAACAUCGGGGACCUACAGGUUACAAAGGAAACAAUUGAAGAUGUUGAGGAGAUGCUCAACAACCUGCCCGGUGUGACAUCAGUUCACAGUCGUUUCUACGACCUCUCCAGUAAAUACUAUCAAACAAUCGGAAAUCACGCGUCCUACUACAAAGAUGCUCUGCGGUUUCUGGGCUGUGUUGACAUCAAGGAUCUACCAGUAUCUGAGCAGCAGGAGAGAGCGUUCACGCUGGGACUGGCAGGACUUCUUGGCGAGGGAGUUUUUAACUUCGGAGAACUCCUCAUGCACCCCGUGCUGGAGUCGCUGCGGAGCACUGACCGGCAGUGGCUGAUCGACACCCUCUAUGCCUUCAACAGUGGUAACGUGGAGAGAUUCCAGACUCUGAAGACGGCCUGGGGCCAGCAGCCUGAUUUAGCAGCCAACGAAGCCCAGCUCCUGAGGAAAAUUCAGUUGCUGUGCCUCAUGGAGAUGACUUUUACACGACCUGCCAAUCACAGACAACUCACCUUUGAAGAAAUUGCCAAAAGUGCUAAAAUCACAGUGAAUGAGGUGGAGCUGCUGGUGAUGAAGGCGCUCUCGGUGGGGCUGGUGAGAGGCAGUAUAGACGAGGUGGACAAGCGUGUUCACAUGACCUGGGUGCAGCCCCGCGUGUUGGAUCUACAACAGAUCAAGGGGAUGAAGGACCGCCUGGAGUUCUGGUGCACCGACGUGAAGAGCAUGGAGAUGCUGGUGGAGCACCAGGCCCAUGACAUCCUCACCUAGGCCCCGGCACCUGCCUGGGGAGGCGUUUCUGCGGCGCAUGGAACUGGCAGCUGAGAAGAUUUGCCUUGAGCUUGGGUGGGGGUUGGGGUCCUAUGUGGAGUAGAGACUGUUGUUGCUGUGAAAACCGGGAGAAGGCUCCUUCGUGGGUCUCUCCUGCAGGGCAGAGGGGUCCCCAGUCUCAAUUUGAUGAGGCAGGAAGUGGCCCUUCAGUCUGGAGGACACGCACCCCAAGGUUGAUCUCCAUCUGCAUCUACCUUUGUGAACAUCUUUUGCAAUGUGGCUCAAGAACGUUCCUAUAAUAAACACCUUUGUGUGGUUC